GCAUAGAUUGCAAGUUUGUCUUGUAAAAGAGCAAAUGCUUGAGCUGAGGUAUUUUAGACCGUAUCAACAUGACGCGCGCAGCCUCAUGCACGUAUUCAACACAUCGAGCGCAUAUUUUGAUAUCUACUGAUAUUUCAGAGUAUGUGGGAUCGGUUACGCUUUUUAUUAUAAUGUGUCAUGGAUAUGGCGAAGAAAUACACGUAAACUUGCAAGGAUUCUGUUGAGCUGCUCAGACUCAUCUGCUGGUGUUAAAGCAGGAUAACCGGCUGUGGAAUGGCUUUGCUGACCUUGCACAGAACGCAGUCUAUUUGCACAACACCGGAUGAGCCUAUUCCAAGAAGAGGUAGACUUCAGAAAAGAGAAAGUUUUGCCCUGGUUAAGGGGGCAGUGCUCCUGGUGGGAGAAGGAGAGAGGGAGGGAUUGCAAGAAGAAACCGUACCCUCUCUGCUAGGUCCUAGACAAGGAGGCCGAGCCUCUGACACUCAACACAGACAUUUGCAUGCAAUGAUUUCGUUACUACGACCGGAGGACACAGUCAAACUGGCUGUGCGUUUGGAGUCAGUGAGCCCAGUCAGAGUGAGGUAUUUGCUUAUCGUUGGCACACUUAUCAAAAAACAGGAGAGUCUACUACUUGGCAUAGACUUCCCAGGCUCAAACAGUAAUGAGUGCACUAUUGGACUUGUCUUGCCAAUAUGGAGUGACACACAGGUUUACCUAGAUGGAGAUGGAGGUUUCAGUGUGACAUCUGCAGAAGUGACACGAAUCUUUAAGCCUGUGUCCAUUCAGACGUUGUGGUCUGUGUUGCAGGCGCUGCAUGGCUGCUGUGAACGGGCCGUACGUGGGGCUGUCAUACCUGGCUGUGGACUGGAGUGGGCACAACAUUACAGAGAGAAUGUGGAAUCUGACCAGCACUGCCUUAAUGAAUGGGCGGCCAUGACUGGCCUGGAGUCAGUCAGGAAGGACACUGUAGGGCGAUUGGCAUCAAAUCGGGAGUCAGUAGAGAGGGAGAUCAAAACCCAGCUACGAGAUAUCAUGAGGACUGAGGACUUGGAAAACAUUACCUCUAAGCAGGUGCGAACAGCCCUGGAGUCCAAAUUAGGCACCGACAUGAAAGACUACAAGGAGUAUAUUGACAAUGAGAUGAUGGUCACGAUGGCACAGAUGGACAAACCUUCCAGAAUCUUGGACUACCUUUACUUGGGUUCCGAAUGGAAUGCUGCCAACUUUGAAGAACUACAGAAGAACAAUGUGGGCUACAUCCUCAACGUUACCAAGGAGAUUGACAACUUUUUCCCAGAAUCCUUCACCUAUAUGAAUAUCAGAGUUUACGAUGUGGAGGCGACCGACCUACUCUCACACUGGCCCAACACAUACACGUUCAUCAGUGACGCGAGGAAGCGUGGACAGGCCAUACUGGUCCAUUGUAAGAUGGGCGUCUCUCGCUCUGCCUCCACAGUAAUUGCUUACCUGAUGAAGCAGCAGGGCUGGACAUUAGAGCAGGCCCUCCACCACGUGAGAGAAAGACGGCCUAUAGUGCAGCCCAAUGAAGGUUUCCUCAAACAGCUGCAUACAUACAGCGGCAUCCUCAAUGCCAGUAAACAGCGCCACAGUGACCUCUGGAGGAAGAAGUCCAAGCCAGACAUCCGUCAGCCAUCUGUCCACGAUGAAGCAGCUGCAGGGAGUGAACAUGAACAGAAAGAGGAAGAAGAGGAGGACUUAGUAAGCCUAGAAGAGGAAAGCAGUAACGAGGAGGAGGAAAGAGAUACCUUUGAUGAGCAGUUGGAUGAGAGUGUUCCUGACGCGUAUGGGGCAGAUACAGCUACAUCCAACCCACUUAUUACAGUACAAGAAAGUGAUAAGGUGUCGACUAGCCCCUGCAGAAGUGGCAGGAUGGAUUUGUUCUCUCUAAUGCAGUCUAUUCAGCUUGACGAUGAUGACCGAGGGAUCGAUGAAAUCAAUGCAGGUCUGUCUCCUGCGCAACAUAGACGGAGUCACGGAAAAAGAAGCUUGACUCAUCAGAGAGCGCAUGUUGAUGUUUCUCCUGAGCCGAGCAGCAGACAGGCACAGAACAGCAGCCAGGAUGAAGCUGGUCUCUGAAGCACUUUAAAAAAGGGCCGUGUUAGGAAAUCUGGAGAGGGGGGAAUAAAAAAGUGAGGAAAAGGUGAGGAAAAAGAACACCCAUAGGGAAACUCUUGCACAAGUCUUAUCCUCCUGAUUGUAUCAUUUCAAGUUCUAUGAAAAGUCAUUGCAGAAUAAAAUUAAGGAAUUUAUUCAUAUAGAUGCUUUAUUAGGUAAUUUUACUAUAUUUAAUAUUCAACACAUGAAAGCACAUGGUUACAUAUCAAUGGAUGUCUCACAGAUUUUCUCUUGCCUGUCCAUCUAGCCCAAAACUCUUAAACUGUGGUCAGUUUUAGGUGGAUUGUUGAAAAAUAAUAAUAAUAAUAAUAAUGAUCUAUAAUGGCCGGUUUCUUUCAGCCACCCCUUGUCAAGUGAGUAUUGUUAAAGGAACUGUUUUCCUCAGAGCACUAUCAUUCAAAAUGUCACAUUGUGCCUUUUGAAAUAUCUGUGUCCUUUUGCACCUUCAUACUGAGCCAUACAAUUCAGUUUACUUCACAGAUUUUAAUAUGGUAUUAUAGUGUGAGUGGAGUGUUUCUCUGGCUGUUAUCUCUCAUGUCAUUAUUAUACAGAACCAUGAACUAUUUCUCUCUAUAGCGUUGUUUCAUGUUGUUUUUAAUAAAUUAAUAAGAGUGUGAUUGACACAUUUUAGGAGUCCUAUGCAAUAAUCUACUUUAUAGCUGUUUCUUCUCCAAGAAUGUGAAGCUUUAUGCUGCCUCCGUAGAGAUCAGUGAGUGAAAAAGUGAAGAGGAAGCAAUCAAGGAUUUAAACUUAAAUUUCAUGUACACUACCAUUCAAAAAUCUGGGGUCAUUAAGAAAUCUGUGCUUUUUAUUCAGCAAGGACGCAUUGAAUUGAUCGAAAAUUAUGUUUAUAACUUUUUUUUUGUUUAAAUUUUGUUUUUGUUUUUCUAUUUAAAAAAAAAUCAGUUACCAAAAAAAAUGUUAGCACAACUGUUCUCAACAUUAAUGAUAAUAAGAAAUGAUUUUGAGCACCAAAUCCGCAUAUUACAAUUUCUAAAGGAUAAUGUGAGAUUAAAGAUCGGUUCAAUGGGCUGUUGAAAAUGUACCUUUGGCAUUACAGAUGUAAAUUACUUUUAUUUUAUAAAUGAAAAACCUGUUAUAAUAUGCAAUAAUAUUACACAUAAUAUUACUGUUUUUUUUUUUUUUUUAAGUUUUUUUUUUUUAUCAGAUAAAUGCAGCCUUGGUGACUCCAAACUUUUGAACGGUUGUGCAGUUUCUAGACAGUGAUGUAGUUACUCAUGCUAUAUCAUAGGUUUUUAACACUUGGAGCUAUUUUCAUAUUAAGCAGGCGUUGUUUAAUAUUUGUUUUUAACCUUUACAGUAUGCAGGAAACAAAACCUGAGAAGAAUAUCUUUUCUUUAGAAAAAAAAAGUGUGCCAGUUAUUUAACCUUCUCUGCGGUUUCAAUCAUUCUGCAUGGUUCAGUGCCUUUAGUUGAUAGAGGUGGACCACAAUAACUACAUUCGUUGGUUUUAAUAUUCGUGCAGUUAAAACUAACACAGCUAACUCCUACAUAUUACGUGUCUUUAGCUACAGGGGUGGUUGAUUUGUGUCUUUGCAUGAUAUCUCAAGUCUGUAUGCAUGCUGUUUGUACUGUAUGUAAGCCUUUUUGUGAAGCAUGAGUCCUGUAUACAAUCUGCUGUAAAACGUUGAAAUGUGUAAACUGUCAUUGCACAAAGUGCCAAUGUUGUGAAACCAAAGUUAUGUUGUCGAAUGUUCCUUGUAUUGAGGCGCCGCUGGUUUUGUAGUUCUUUUCCACAUGAGAAUGUUUUAAAUUAUGUAUUAGCGAUAGAUAAUGACCUACAGCCUUCAAAAUGCUGAUUUUCCUCAUCUUAUGUAUAAUGUGCCAUGCCUUAUCGACUUCGAAAACGGUUUAUAACAUUUUAUUCUGAUGUAACUAGAUUUUCCAUUGUUGGUAUCGUUAAAUAUCAAGACAGGGUAAUGCUUUUUCUAUUUAUGACUGAUCUGAACUUAUAUCUUUUUAAUUUGAUAUACAUUGUUGUCUGUGCUAUGAAAAAAUUUAAAUGAAUUUAUAAAGGUGGCUUGAGAAAUGUCUAAAGGAAACUAAAA
Molecule: messenger RNA, 4205 nt
Organism: Carassius gibelio (silver crucian carp)
Lineage: Eukaryota; Metazoa; Chordata; Actinopteri; Cypriniformes; Cyprinidae
Product: protein phosphatase Slingshot homolog 3
Exons: 16
Coding region: 274-2097 (607 amino acids)
Biological process (GO): negative regulation of actin filament polymerization; actin cytoskeleton organization; protein dephosphorylation
Cellular component (GO): cytoplasm
Molecular function (GO): protein tyrosine/serine/threonine phosphatase activity; actin binding
Source: RefSeq, a predicted model, not a curated record